ACUUAUCGCCUGCGUAAACAGGUCAAUAAGAUUGAAAAUCAGUCUGACCCAAGCCUCCCUUACAGUUGCCAAGUAGAAGGCCGGCCGCCUCCGAUCAAGCCUCUUGGAAGAGGAACACCGCUCCGGUUUGGCUUUGAGAAAAACUCUUCGAGGUUUGUUGACGAGCUUUGGCUGUUACGCCUGUGGCCAAAUACCCCGGCGUCUUAUUUUAUCGUCUUUCGUGUUGAUGAUUCAACGUCACAAGUAGCAGACGUCAUUCGCUCAAGAUGGGGAACAAACUGGACACAAUCUUGCACUUCAUGCGGAAGAACAAAAUCACCGACAUCCGGGACCUUGUGCAUGCGCGGAACUCGAUGAACAAUUUACUUCAAAAUGGCGGUCCUGGCGCCAUCUUAACCCGACAUAUAAACAUUGACGAAUUGCAGUACAGCGUUUCAUCUUUGGUUGAAAAGAUGUCGGAGAAAGAGAUCAAAGAAUACAAAGAACACUUCUCCUUUUUCGACAAGAACAAUGACGGAACGAUCACUGCGACCGAGAUCGGCACAGUGCUGCGGUCACUCAACAUGAAUCCUUCCGAGCAAGAACUGGCAGCCAUGAUACAGGAAGUAGACAAAGACGGUAACGGUACGAUAGAGUUCCCGGAGUUCCUGGACAUGAUGGCGCGUCAAAAAGCGAAGGAUUCAAAACUGACAGAAGACGACAUCGUGCAGGCGUUCAAAAUGUUUGAUAAAGACAAUAAUGGGUUUAUUAGUUUGACAGAGUUACGGGACAUUAUGACGACGCUUGGGGAGGCGCUGACAACAAAAGAAUUGGAGGCAAUGGUUCGAGAGGCUGACAUGGACGGCGAUGGACAGAUUGAUUACAAAGAGUUUUCGAAAAUACUUUGCGGGGUAAUGGAGAAGGCGUAACGCGACAUUAACAUCGUUCUCCAAGCACAUCGAAGUAUAUUCUCCCUGCCAGUACUGACUUCCAUUCUAAAGUGACGUUCCUGGUUCCUGGUCAGUUAAUUCCAGGCUGAUUGAUCGCUAAAAUUCUGGUAUCUUCACGCAGCUG
This is a messenger RNA of Lineus longissimus, 1053 nucleotides long. Its product is annotated as neo-calmodulin-like. Gene Ontology annotation, cellular component: myosin II complex. The record is from RefSeq and is a predicted model, not a curated record. The transcript has 6 exons. NCBI's taxonomy places the organism in Eukaryota, Metazoa, Nemertea, Pilidiophora, Heteronemertea, Lineidae. Gene Ontology annotation, molecular function: calcium ion binding. The coding region runs from base 267 to 908 and encodes 213 amino acids.